Molecule: messenger RNA, 1203 nt
Organism: Rhodotorula toruloides NP11
Lineage: Eukaryota; Fungi; Basidiomycota; Microbotryomycetes; Sporidiobolales; Sporidiobolaceae
Product: anthranilate phosphoribosyltransferase
Exons: 4
Coding region: 1-1203 (400 amino acids)
Biological process (GO): L-tryptophan biosynthetic process
Cellular component (GO): cytosol
Molecular function (GO): anthranilate phosphoribosyltransferase activity
Source: RefSeq, a predicted model, not a curated record
AUGAACCCGGCAAAGGCUGGAACGGCUCAGACAGACUCGACUGUGACGCAGAUGAUUGGGGACUCUGGACAUGCCGCACCACACUCUUACUCGUCACCAGAAUCGUACACCCCCGAAUCUUUCGCCGUCCUGCUCAAGAAGCUCGUCCUCCACCCCUCGACCUUCACUCUCGACGAUACACGAUGCGCCUUCAACCACCUCGCAGAACCCUACGGCGCACAUCCCUCGCAGAUUGGAGCGUUCCUCUCGGCGCUGCGACUGACGGGCAAGGAUGGCGAGCCGGCUAUCGUCGCCGAAUGCGCAAAGGUCAUGCAGCAGCAUGCCUUGCCUGUCGAUGUCGGAGACUACGGCGACGGACCCAUCUGCGACAUUGUCGGAACGGGAGGCGACGGGCACAACACGUUUAACGUGAGCACGACGGCGGCGAUUGUUGCGGCUGGCGCAGGACUGCGGGUGUACAAGCACGGCAACAAGGCCGCGACCUCGUCAUCUGGCUCCGCCGACAUCCUCCUCUCCCUCGGUUGCCCCGUCACGACCCUCCCUCCUUCCGCCAUGAACCAAGUCGCCGCCCGCUCUCCCUUCCUCUUCCUCUUCGCGCCGAUCUACCACCCCUCAAUGGUCCGCGUCGCGCCCUUCCGGAAACAAAUCGGCUUCCCAACCGUCUUCAACGCACUCGGACCGCUCAUCAACCCGGCGAAACCGAAGGCGGUCAUCGUUGGCGUGCACUCGCCGUACCUCGGGCCGAUCUUUGCUGAGGCGCUGAAGAUCACGGGUGUUGAGCGGGCUUGGGUAGUGUGCGGUGCGGAGGGACUGGACGAGAUCAGUCCUGCGGGUGAUACCCACCUCUGGGACCUGCACAACGGCACCAUCACCGAACGAACGCUGCAUCCCUCCGCCUUCGGCAUCAACCCCACUCCUCUCUCCUCCGUCGCAGGCGGCACACCUCUCGAAAACUCCCUGACCCUCCUCAAGCUGCUCGAUAACCAGCUUCCUCAUACCGACCCGAUCGAGAAUUUUGUCAUUCUCAACGCAGCGGCGCUGUUGGUCGUUGCGGGCAAGGCGAAGAGCGAGAAGGAAGGUGUCGAGAUGGCGAGGGAGAGUAUUGCGAACGGUGGGGCGAAGAAGGCGUUGGAGGCGUUCAGGAAGGCCAGCUCGGAAUUUGCGAAGCAGGAGGCGGACCUGCCGACGGGCUUGAUCGGAUAG